CCGGCCCGGAAGCCUUCACCAGGAUUAAGCUUUAACAGAGGCAACGAGGCCACUGCCUGGUUGAUGUUUCUCCCACGGCCGUAAUUCAGUAACAUCAGCACGUCAAGUCUGUUUUUUUUUUUGUUUAACCUUCUUGACAUUUCACUUGGUGCCGGAGAACAAGCCUCCCCAGAUGCCCCCCCUCCCAGCGAGUUUGGUACCCUGAAGUCCCCUCACCAGAGCAGCGGGGCAUCCAAUGGGCACUCCUUUGUUUGAGGAGGCGUUUCUUUGAAGUAUCUCAGGCAUCUCGGGUCACAGGGCACCAGCAGCAGGACAGCCGCCCCAUCCCUAUGAGCGGUGCGCGGAGGCAGGUCCAGCGAGGCUGCGCUGGCUCGUGGUUCCCAGCAGCAGGCCGGACACUCACCAGCCCCCCGACCCCCAGGAGACCCGGCCUGUGCUGGCUGCUCGCUCCAUGGCCUUCACCGAGCUCCUGGAGCAGACAGGGGCUGGGGGCCUCUUCCAGGCCCUCCAGGCCCUCACCCUCCUCCUCCUCUCCAUCUGGAUGCCCUUCCUAAUGCUUGUGGAGAACUUCUCAGCAGGCCACCGCUGCUGGGCCCCCCUGCUGGACAACGGCUCUGAGGCCGCACACCUCACCCCGGAGGCCCUCCUGGCCGUCUCCAUCCCACCCGGCCUCAACCAGGAGCCCCACCAGUGUCUCCGCUUCCGCCAGCCACAGUGGCAGCUCCUGGACCCCAAUGCCACGGCCAUCAACUGGAGCGAGGCUGCCACGGAGCCGUGUGUGGACGGCUGGGUCUCUGACCGCAGCGAAUUCACCUCCACUAUCGUGACUGAGUGGGACCUGGUGUGCGCCCACCAGGGCCUGAAGCCCCUAGGCCAGCCCAUCUUCAUGGCUGGGACCAUAGCGGGGAGCAUCGUCCUGGGCCUCCUCUCCCACCGGUUGGGGCGGAAACCGAAACUGAGCUGGUGCUGCCUGCAGGUGGCCGUGGCCACCAUCAGCACCAUCGUCGCCCCCAAUUUCCUUGUCUACUGUGGCCUCCGAUUUUUGAGCUCUGUGGGAUGGUCUGGCCUCCUCCUGACCUCGACAAUGCUCACGGUGGAGUGGACCACGACCCGCAUGAGGGCUGUCACCGUGACGAUGAUGGCCUGUUCCUACGGCGUGGGCCAGAUGGCCCUAGGCGCCACGGCCUUCGCCCUGCGGGACUGGCGACCCAUCCAGCUGGCUGUGUCGGUGCCCUUCUUUGUCAUCUUCCUGAUAUCCUGGUGGCUGCCAGAAUCCGCUCGAAGGCUGAUUAUUAUGGGCAAACUGGAUCAAGCACUCCAGGAACUCAAAAAAGUGGCUAAGAUAAAUGGCCACCAGGAAGCCAAAAGGACACUGACCAUCGAGGUACUGACGUCCAACAUGGAGGAGGAGGUGGCCACUGCCAAGUCCCGCCAUUCAGUGCUGGACAUGUUCCACAAGCCCACGCUGCGCUGGAGAAUCUGCAGGUUGCUGGUGGUGAGCUUCUGCUUCAAUCUCUCCUACUACGGGCUAGUCCUUGACCUGCAGAACCUGGGGCGUGACAUCUUCCUCCUCCAAGUCUUCUUCGGGGCCGUGGACUUUCUGGCCCAGGCCACCAUGGCCUUCCUGCUCCGGUUCUUUGGCUGCCGCACCAUCCUGGCCAGUUCCCUGGCCAUGUCUGGCCUCGCCAUCCUGGCCAACGGGCUGAUCCCACGAGAUUUGCAGGCCCUGCGCAUGGCCCUUGCUGUGCUGGGAAAGGCAUGUUUCGCCGUCAGCCUAACCUGCCUCAUGAUCUACAAGGUCCAGGCCCUCCUCUCUACCCAUAGAAUGACGGCAGAAGGCUUCCUGCAUUCGGCGAGUCGACUGGGGUCUGUGAAGCCCCUGAUCAGGAUGACACACCAGGUCCUGCCCCUGCUGCCCUUCCUUGCCUAUGGCAUCCUCCCCACCGUCGCCAGCCUCAUUGUCCUCUUCCUCCCGGAGACCCAGGGACUUCCACUCCCCGACACCAUCCAGGACCUGGAGAACCAGUGA
Sus scrofa (pig) is the source of this 2029-nucleotide messenger RNA. The record is from RefSeq and is a predicted model, not a curated record. NCBI's taxonomy places the organism in Eukaryota, Metazoa, Chordata, Mammalia, Artiodactyla, Suidae.